Molecule: messenger RNA, 1029 nt
Organism: Suillus fuscotomentosus
Lineage: Eukaryota; Fungi; Basidiomycota; Agaricomycetes; Boletales; Suillaceae
Exons: 3
Coding region: 1-1029 (342 amino acids)
Source: RefSeq, a predicted model, not a curated record
AUGGAAUUUGCCCCUUCAUCCCCUGUUUCCUCUCCUCCUUGGUCGAGCAGUCCUGCUCCCACUAACUCGAGCUCUGCAACUCGUGUUGAACCAACUUCCUUUGAUUUUUUCAAGAAGACAAACUACUCCCACUUGCCUCAUUUAAUGAGCUCUGACAUAGGUUUUGUUUCUGAUACAGGUUCUCCCCUUAUUCCCCUCUCCCCGGUGGAUGAGGUGCCUAAACCUCCUGAGGCAAGGGAGAGUAUAUUAUAUAAGUCUCCUUCACGUUGUGGAAAGCUGGGCCCAAAAAUGCCUUCCAGGCGUGGAAAGCCUGGCCUUCAAGCCACAUCCCCUUCCUGUCGUGGACAGUACCUGCAUGACCGAAUGUCUAAAAGUUACAUUACAUACCCUCUCCGUCAGCAUCAAGCUCCACUGGAGCUCCAAUUUGCAGCCUGUGUUUCAGGGCAAGGAUGUAGGCCAGAAUUCACUGCCGAAGAAGUUAACAAGCGAGAGGAAUUAAUUUACAGGGGCCUCUCGCAUCUGAGCCUUGCAACUUUGCACUCAUUAUUCAAGUCAAAGCUUGCUAGUCAUGAAGCUGCACGCCAACGUCUUGUGUUGACGGCGUGGGAAGUCGAGGAGUCAGAACAGUUCACAGCAUUCCUGAAUGGACUCCAUCAUGAGAACCAAGACCGCCUCCUUUUCAGUGAUGAAGAAUUGAAAAAGGUCAGAAAUUUUUUUUCUGACUGGUCACAAGAACAAAUCGACGAUGACACAAGCUAUCUUCAAGCUGUCUAUGAUGAGGAUUGUGAAAUUUUUUGCGCUGUCUCCGCCCAAGCCAAGGUGCUCACAAAGCACCUGGGCUCUCACAUCAAAGAAGACAUUUUGGGUUCCAUAGGAAAGUCUUCUCACACACCCCACUUCAUCGGUAAAUCUGGUCCAUUUUCAGACACAGAUGAUAUGGAUGAUGACGAAUCCGAUGAUGAUGACGAAUCCGAUGAUGAUGACGAUGAUGAUGGCGACAAGGCAGCCGAUGGUGGUGUUGAUGGGUAG